UUAAAUAUGGCGCUUUUUUUGUACUUCAAUAAAUAUGAGAUCUUUAAUUUGUAAUCAUAUUUGAUCUAUGGAUGUACGCAUUUAUUAUUUCUUCGCACAGUAUUUGAAAUCAUUUUCCGAGCUUAAAUUGUGAUAAGCAUGCUUGCCGCGCAGUCUUUUCUUUUCUUGAAUCAGUCCUGCAGCGCCAGGUCAAUGUGUUGAUAAACAUUUCACGAUGCAACCAUGUGAACAGAUAAUGGUUUGGUCCUGGGAAUAAAACGUGCGCGAACGUUCUCUAGGUAACCAAAACGAGUGAGUUAAAUGUUACAACGAAUAUCGAAACGUAAAUUUACUUAGCAAUCUACAUUUAAAUAUUUAAUAUGUCGAAGUUUUUGGCACCUUUUGAACUUACUCUUGCUAUUAUCAAACCCGAUGUCUGCAGAAAUCCGUGCAGUCUGCAAUUGAUAAGACAGAUUAUUUUGGAGAAUAAUUUCUACUUCGUCGAUACCAGAAUCACACGACUCAACAAACUUGAAGCUGAGAAGUUUUAUGUUGAGCACAAAAAUAAAUUUUUCUUCAAUCGACUUGUGACAUUUAUGUCAAGUGGUUUAAUGUCUGUACAUAUUUUGGGAAGAGAAAAUUCUAUUAAAGCUUGGCGAGAGCUUAUGGGUCCAACACAUGUUUAUAAGGCACAAUAUGAAGCACCUAACUCACUGAGAGCUCGUUUUGGGCUUACUGAUACUAGGAAUGCUACUCAUGGUUCAGAUUCUCCUGAUACUGCAAGACGAGAAAUAUCAUUCUUUUUCCCAGAUUUCAACAUGGAUGAUUUUUACAAGUAUCAUGAAGAAGCUUUUCGUAAUAAUGAAGUGGUUUUUGAUCCUGAAAGAUGGGUUCAUAAGAUUAAAGAUGCUAAAGCUCAGAAAAUAUAAAAUAAUAUGUUCACUUAUUUCUUUAAAUGAUAGUCAGAUUUUUAAUAUUUUCAUUUCAGCUUUUAAUUUCUUCUCAAGUGUUAGAUUAUUGUAGGACUUGGCAACUUUUAUUUUAGCUAAAGAAGAUGGUUUUAAAAUGUUCAUGUUUGUUAACUGUAAAUUAGUAUUGGUAAUUAAUGCUUGGUGUACAAGAAAGUAUGCAUUGGAAUAUAAAAAAACAAGGCCUGUUUCUUAAUUAGAUUCUUAAGUGCUUGAAAAUAAAAAUAUGAAUUCAGAAAAAUGUCUUAAUAUACUCAAAAAUUAGCUGUGUAAGGCAUUUCUACAUGCAAAUGCCCUUACGUCACAAAUGUGUACUGUAUAACACUGAGCCAGCCAUCAGGUGACAGAUCAGAAACUAAACUGUCAUAUUCUAACUGCUUUGCAAACUACUUCAAUAAUAUUGCCAUUCAUCAGAGAUUUUUUUCCUAGUGUUCUAUAUCAUGGAUAUCUCUUUUUAUAUCUUGAAACAUUUAACCUCAUUUAUGAAUAGCAUUAUCACGUCUAUUUGAUAGAUAUCACACUAUCUGCAAUGAAUUUUAACUGCAUUCACCCCUUCAGUUAGAAUAAAUUAAUUACAAAGCAAUUAUAGCACUUGGCAGGAGUGCCAGUUUUAUAUUCAUAUGCCUGCUACUUAAAUGUAAUAAAUUAAAUCAAAAAUUGCUGGGCUCAUAAUAUUUCAUAGUAUGUAUCUAACUUUUGUAUAUAUUACACUUCUUUUCAUUCUUUUUUUUAUUUUUCAUGUCUUUUGGAAUUUAAUUAAAAAACAGCCUUUACAUUUACCUUGGAUUGACAUGGAAACAAAGCUAUUCACUUCCGUCCUAGAAAUGAAUUAAAAAAAAUCAUUACUAAGUUAAAAAUUUAUUAUUUAUCAUAUUUUUUCUAAAAGUGUUUUUCUGCAUUUCCUUUAUAUAUAAAAUAAUUUUAAAAGUGAGACUUUUUACUACCUGUUUAACUAUUAAGGACUUCCAUCUAAAUCCUUAUGCACAUUUUUAAGUUUUUGAUUUAUGUGUAGUUGUGCUUUUAGAAUUGCAUUGUAAAUUUAGUUUUAUUAUAUUCUGUUUGUGUCUUUUGCUUUUUCAAAAAAUUUUUACUAUUAAGUUUUUUAUUUGUAGUAAAAGAUCUGAAAAAGUACUGAGUUGUAUAUGUAAAUGAUAUGUAUAUUUGAUUUUGGUUUAUCUCAAAUCACAAGAAAAUCUAUUAUGGCUUUAUAUUUUGGUUUCUUUCCUAUUUCUUAAAAUAGGGUUAUACAUAAAGUGAAAUUUAUUUUUAAUUUUAAAACCCCAAUGAAAGGUUCAGUCAAACUUUCAUUUGUGCUAAAAUAUUUGCCCUGUAACUGAUAGUUUGUAAAGAGUUGUAUAUAAUGUUAUGGAGAAUGUAUUUGUAGGAUUAAACAGAAGAAGUUCCUAUUUGUAUACUAGUUUUAUGAUUUCCAAAACAUGUGUGUUUUCAUUUUUAUUUAUUAUUUUUAUUUCAAUAUAUAUAUAUAUGUAUGUAUGUGUAUGAGCUUCUUUGAUUUGCUAGUUUGACUUAUUUUUAGUAUCUGCAUUCAUAAGUAUUUCAGUCUCUGAUGAUGUACUAUAUUUGAUUUUAUUUUUCAUUCAUGUUGAGUAUAUUUAAUUCAUUUUCAUAUGACACUUUGUUGACAAGUUUAUGUAGGUACUUAAUGUUUGAAAAUAAAAUUUUUGCUUCAUUAUCUUU
Messenger RNA from Stegodyphus dumicola, 2645 nucleotides. Its product is annotated as nucleoside diphosphate kinase 6, mitochondrial-like. Gene Ontology annotation, molecular function: nucleoside diphosphate kinase activity. Lineage: Eukaryota; Metazoa; Arthropoda; Arachnida; Araneae; Eresidae. Gene Ontology annotation, biological process: UTP biosynthetic process; CTP biosynthetic process; GTP biosynthetic process. The record is from RefSeq and is a predicted model, not a curated record.